UAUCAAUGGAGGAGGGAGUUGCUUCUACCUAUCAGAUUCAUUUAGUUUGUGUGUACUAGGGGAAGGUUGGCAUUGCAACUUCCAACCUCCAACAGAGCAAGCCAUGUCUCUCCUUUGUCAUUCUCUUCUGCCACUGCCAUGUUCUCAGUGGAAAUUGAAGCAUGAAGCUAGGUUAUCAUCAUCAUCAAGCUUACGAGGGCGAAGGAUAGGAGGAAGGAGCAGAAGCAUGGCUUUCAAUUCCAACAGCAAUUCACACGGAACUGGGAAUGGGGUUACAGCGUUUUUCUUUAAUCCAGCUCAAGACCCCAUCGUCCAAGAAGCUCUCAAGGAACCAGUAGCAUUCCUGGGUGGCAUGUUUGCCGGUAUUUUAAGGCUUGAUUUAAAUGAGGAGCCUCUGAAGGAAUGGGUUACAAGGACAGUGGAAGCUGCUGGUGUUGAUGAAGAAGAAACAACCACGGAAGGAUCAACAACUGAAGCAGCUCCACAAGAGAUUGUAAUUGAAUAAAACUUGCCACUUUGUAUUUUACAACUUUCAUAUAGGAUCAGCAUGCCAAUAGUACAAUAUGAAUUGGUUUAAUUGGUUAUAAAGUAUAAUCUUAUCGCA
This is a messenger RNA of Lotus japonicus, 604 nucleotides long. RefSeq names its product UPF0426 protein At1g28150, chloroplastic. NCBI's taxonomy places the organism in Eukaryota, Viridiplantae, Streptophyta, Magnoliopsida, Fabales, Fabaceae. The transcript is spliced from 3 exons. The coding region runs from base 104 to 505 and encodes 133 amino acids. The record is from RefSeq and is a predicted model, not a curated record.